Corylus avellana is the source of this 1953-nucleotide messenger RNA. Its product is annotated as splicing factor U2af large subunit A. Gene Ontology annotation, cellular component: nucleus. The record is from RefSeq and is a predicted model, not a curated record. Gene Ontology annotation, molecular function: RNA binding. Lineage: Eukaryota; Viridiplantae; Streptophyta; Magnoliopsida; Fagales; Betulaceae. Gene Ontology annotation, biological process: mRNA processing.
CCAGCUUCAUUGGAAGCCCAUAAUCAUUUCUCUUCCGCCAAGCAAAAACGGUCUCGCGAUUCGGUUCCUCUGUUGCGAAGGCCAAAACUCAGCAUUAGGGUUUUGAAAUUCUGAGCUACAAUGUCCGAUGCCAACGACUCGCAUCAGAAGCAGAAUUCACGUGGAUCAGAUCAUGAGAGGUUGAGGGCUACAGAUCGAAAUCGGGAUAGGGAAAAAGAUGGAGACCGUUAUCAAAGGAACUACAAGGAUAGAAGUGUGAGAGAUGAUAAAGGAAGGGGCAAGUAUGAUGAUUAUGGCCGUCAUCAAAGCAGCCAUAGUGACAGGCACCAUUAUUAUGACCGAGACAGAGAAAAGAGGCAUAGACAUAGAUCACGUUCCCCUUCUAGGGAUGAAUCUAGGAACCAAUCUAGAUCACACUCUCGUUCCCGUUCUCAUUCAGAAAGCAAAAGGACAAGUGGUUUUGACAUGGCACCUUCCGCUGCGAAUAUGCUGCCUGGCACUGCUGUUCCAGUUCAACCACCGGUUGUUUCUCAAUCAGUGCCAGGAAUAAUACAGAACAUGUUACCUUUUGGGACAACACAGCUGGGAGGUCUUUCCCUAAUGCCAGCCCAAGCCAUGACCCAACAGGCUACAAGGCAUGCACGACGGGUAUAUGUUGGUGGGCUUCCCCCCAUGGCUAAUGAGCAGACAAUUGCAACUUUCUUUAGCCAUGUCAUGGCUGCAAUUGGUGGAAAUUCUGCUGGUCAAGGUGAUGCGGUAGUCAAUGUUUACAUUAAUCACGAGAAGAAGUUUGCAUUCGUGGAGAUGAGAACUGUUGAAGAAGCGAGUAAUGCAAUGGCAUUAGAUGGGAUUAUAUUUGAGGGGGUUGCUGUGAGGGUGCGAAGACCUACGGACUACAAUCCUGCAUUAGCUGCGGCACUUGGUCCUAGCCAAGCAAGUCCUCACCUUAACUUAUCUGCUGUUGGGCUCACACCAGGUUUAACUGGUGGAGCAGAGGGACCAGAUCGUAUCUUCGUAGGUGGACUACCAUACUACUUUACUGAAACACAGAUAAGGGAAUUGCUACAGACAUUUGGACCUCUCCGUGGAUUCGAUCUUGUCAAGGAUAAAGACACAGGAAACUCUAAAGGAUAUGGUUUCUGCGUUUAUCAGGAUCCAGCAGUGACAGACAUUGCUUGUGCUGCUCUUAGUGGCUUGAAAAUGGGGGAUAAAAUCCUAACAGUCAGGCGUGCUGCUGCGAGCUUGGGGCACUCCAAAACAGAGCAGGAAAUGAUCUUAGCACAGGCACAACAGCAUAUAGCUAUGCAUAAAAUAGCUUUGUUAGCUGGUGAUGUGAAUCUUCAUGGAGCAGGGAUGGCACCUGUAACUAUUGCAGAAACUCCAACUAAAGUUUUAUGCUUGACUGAGGCAAUUAGUGUGGAUCAACUGAGCGAUGAUCAAGAGUACGAAGAAAUAUUAGAAGACAUGCAGGAUGAAUGCAGCAAAUUUGGAACUUUGGUGGACAUCAUUAUUCCCCGUCCAAAUCAAAAUGGAGAGCAGAUCCCAGGUGUUGGAAAGGUGUUCCUGGAAUAUUCCGAUAUCAUCGGUUGUGCGAAUGCAAGGAAUGCACUGAAUGGAAGGAAAUUUGGAGGCAAUGCAGUGAAUGCCUUUUAUUAUUCAGAAGAUAAGUUCAAAACCAGAGACUAUGGAGCCUAAGUAUCAAAAUGUGCGGUAGUUUGCUGUUGCCCUGACCACAUUUAGGUACCUGUUAACUCUUUGUAUGGACAGCAUGUCAUAUUUAACUUUUUUGCUUUUAUAUCGGCUUCUUGUCUGGAUCAGGCCUUUCCUGUAUUAGUGGUGCUUUGCCUCUUCUCUUUCCUGGUAAAUUGUACCUACACAUGAUAUAUACAAAUUAUGUCAUACAGAUUUGCCUAUAUAUACUCACUCAAUCAGCACCUUCACUGAAGUUGGUUA